UGCGAAACAGCAACAUCGGCGCGAAAAGUAAACACACGACAUCGUUUGAACUUUUGCCAUGAUUUUUGGGAUUUUUGCUACAUUUUUUUACGUUUUUGUUGUAUAAUUAAACUAAACAGGAUUACCGGUUCGUUUGAUACAUGUUACGUUCGUUAUUCGUCGUUGGUGUAAGACAAUUUUGUUCAACGACCAAAGCCGGCAAUGCCACAGUCAUGAAGUACCUGAACGUAGCGGAGAAAAACGAUGCGGCCAAAAACAUUGCCGGUUUGCUUUCGCGAGGAUCCUCGUACCGGCGUGAAGGAUACUCUCCGUACAAUAAGAUCUACGAGUUCAACUACAGUAUCCGGGGCCAGCAGGUGCAGAUGGUGAUGACCUCGGUGUCGGGUCACUUACUAAACCAUGAGUUUCUGCCUUCGUUUCGUGGUUGGCACAGUUGCAAUCCGGAGCAACUUUUUGAUGCCCCGGUCCGAAAAAGCUGCACCGAGAACAUGGAUAAAAUCAAAAAAACUCUAGAGAGGGAAGUUAGACACUGUCAAACGUUGGUCAUCUGGACCGAUUGCGAUCGAGAGGGGGAGAACAUUGGGUUUGAGAUCAUCGAAGUUUGUCGGGCGAUCAAACCGGGGAUCCAAGUGUUGAGGGCGAAAUUUUCCGAAAUAACAGCCGCUUCGAUCAAGAGGGCGGUUGAGAACCUGGCGGCGCCGGAUGAGCUGCAGAGCGAGGCGGUCAAUGUGCGCAGCGAGUUGGAUCUCCGAAUCGGGGCAGCAUUUACUCGGUUUCAGACGCUUAGGUUGCAAAAUGUGUUCCCCGCGAAGAUCGUCAACAAUCUGGUGUCGUACGGGAGUUGUCAAAUUCCGACGCUGGGGUUUGUCGCUAACCGGUACAAGGAGAUCGAGAGGUUUAUUCCCCAGCAGUUCUGGAAAAUAAAAUUGAAUCACACCAUCGAAGAGCUGACCGUGGAGUUCAACUGGGCUAGGAAUCGCCUGUUCGAUAAGCAAUGCUGCGAGGCAUAUUUGAUGUUGUGCCAAUCGGAACCGCUGGUGAAAAUUGUCAGCGUCACGAACAAACCUAAAAGCAAGUGGCGCCCAACGCCGUUGGAUACGGUUGAGCUGGAGAAAUUGGGCUCGAGAAAGCUGAGAAUCAAUGCAAAACAAACGAUGACGAUAGCGGAAAAACUUUACACGCAAGGUAUCAUAAGUUAUCCUCGUACCGAAACCAACAUGUUCACAAAUGAUAUGAAGCUGGCGCCGCUGGUGGAGCAACAGCUGGACGAUCCUGAAUGGGGAGGGUUUGCGCAGAAAGUGCUUCAAUGGGGACCAAAUCCCAGAAACGGGAAGAAAUCCGAUCAGGCGCAUCCCCCCAUUCAUCCGACCAAGUACGUGACCAACCUAACGGGCAACGAGAAGAAGAUCUACGAGCUCGUGGUUCGGCACUUCCUGGCUUGCAUCAGCAGGGAUGCCGUUGGGUCGGAGACCGUUGUCAAUGCAAUCUUGGCGGAGGAAGAGUUCACGGCUUCCGGGUUGUGCAUCCUGGAACGAAACUAUCUGGAAGUGUAUCCGUACGAUCGGUGGAAUUCGAAGGAAAUCCAUCCUUAUCAGGUGGGUCAUACGUUUGAACCAACGGAGCUGUCCUUGCACGAGGGAUCGACGACGGCACCGAACAUGCUAACAGAAGCAGAUUUGAUUGCAUUGAUGGAAAAGCAUGGCAUCGGAACUGAUGCAACCCACGCGGAACAUAUCAACACGAUCAAGGAACGUGGUUACAUUGGGGAAGCUGAAGGUAGAUAUCUGGUUCCAGGGACGUUGGGUAUGGGAUUGGUAGAAGGCUACGAAGCGAUGGACCUUUCCCUUGCUCAACCAGAACUUCGAGCUGGGCUUGAAGCUGAUCUAAAACUGAUAUGCGAGGGCAGGAAAGAUCCAAAGGUUGUUCUGGCCGAGCAAAUUCAGAAAUACAAGGAAGCCUAUCGGGUGAUUACUGAAAAAGCGAGGGCCCUUGACCAGGCCAUAUCACAACGUUUGAACGAGCCGCCGAGGGACGCUCCUGUUAAUCAGUUUACUUCCGCCGGUAACAAUCCGUUACAGGAAGUAUGCAAAUGUCCCAAAUGUUCACAGAUGAUGGCUCUCAAAAAGAAGAAAGAUGGCAUCGGUUACUACCUGGGGUGUCUCGGAUUUCCUGAUUGUAGAAACUCUGUAUGGUUCGACGAGAACAUCAAAGAAGCCUCCGGAACCGACGAGAUAUGUCCGAGAUGUGGGGGAUCUAACAAGAAAAUGACCGUCAAGUUCAAACAAAUGCGAUUCUACGGAAUGCUGAACCACACGAGCAACGAUUCGUACAAAACCUGCAUUGUCUGUGACAAUACGUUCCGCGAAAUUCUCGGAAUUGACGAAGGCCUUGUGCGACAGUUCCGGUCCAGUGGAAUUCGAGCGGAUGUAACGAUCCCGCGGAGAGGGAAUGCACCUACAGGCAACACCACUCGCCCAGCAAAUCCCUCCAGCCGUCCGACAUUCCCAAGCAACCCGUCCAGUGGCCGAGGAACCGGGAGCGGGUCCAGCAAUACUAGCCGUAACGGAUGGAGCUCCCACAAUGACAACGACGAUGACUUUCGAGGCGGUGGUGGCGGAGCAAUCUCUACCGGAAGUCGUCCGAAUACGAAUAGCUCGAGCAGCGGAUGGGGCGGUAACAAUAGCAGUAGGAAUUCUUCGAACCCCUCGCAAAAUCGACCAACUGCUACGAGACCCAACCAGCCCAGUAGUGAACACUCGUGGAGUCGGAACAGGAACUCCAGUGGAGGAGCGGACGAUGGAGAAGUUCGAUGCGGGUGCAAUCUGCCGGCAAAAUCGCUCACCGUCAAGAAGGACGGCCCCAACAAGGGGCGACCGUUCUUUACCUGUCCAAUGGAACAAGGCAAACAGUGUGGGUUCUUCAAGUGGGGCGACGAGGACAAUGCACCGCAGUCAGGAUCAUCCUCGAGUAAUUGGGGCGGACAGAGUAGACCUCCACCUCCGCCACCGCAGGAUAGUUUUGGUAGGGGUGGACCAUCCUCGUCCGGUUGGGGACGAACCAACAACGAUGGGAAGUCGAAGGGUUCCGGUCAGAGGGGAGGAGAUCGUCCGAAGGCAACACGGAAAUGCGGGUUCUGCAGGCAGGAAGGUCACACCAAGGCCAAGUGUCCACAGCGGAGUAAUAGUGAUUUUUGAACGCUUUAUGGUAAGCGUUAAUAGGUAGAGUAUUAUGAAUGAUGUUUUUUUUUGUUGUAUAAAAGUCAACUGAAACGUUUG
This is a messenger RNA of Aedes albopictus (Asian tiger mosquito), 3275 nucleotides long. RefSeq names its product DNA topoisomerase 3-alpha (gene Top3alpha). The record is from RefSeq and is a predicted model, not a curated record. The transcript is spliced from 4 exons. NCBI's taxonomy places the organism in Eukaryota, Metazoa, Arthropoda, Insecta, Diptera, Culicidae. Gene Ontology annotation, molecular function: DNA topoisomerase type I (single strand cut, ATP-independent) activity; DNA binding; zinc ion binding. Gene Ontology annotation, biological process: DNA topological change. The coding region runs from base 141 to 3194 and encodes 1017 amino acids. Gene Ontology annotation, cellular component: nucleus; chromosome.